Prunus dulcis (almond) is the source of this 3606-nucleotide messenger RNA. RefSeq names its product putative disease resistance protein RGA4. The coding region runs from base 46 to 3606 and encodes 1186 amino acids. Gene Ontology annotation, biological process: defense response to other organism. The record is from RefSeq and is a predicted model, not a curated record. Lineage: Eukaryota; Viridiplantae; Streptophyta; Magnoliopsida; Rosales; Rosaceae. The transcript is spliced from 3 exons. Gene Ontology annotation, molecular function: ADP binding.
AGUUCCUGUUGUUUUUGCUGUGUACGUGAACAAAUUAUAACUAAGAUGUCAGAAAUUGUUACUUUUGGAGCUGAGGGGAUACUGACGAAGGUGGCUUCACUUGCCCAACAAGAAUUCAAUCUUCUGCGGGGAUUCAAAGGAGAACUCACAAGUCUGCGUGAAUCAUUGUCCAAGGUUCAAGCCAUGCUACAAGAUGCCGGGAAAAAAAGGGAUCGGGCCGAGGCGGUCAAAAUGUGGGUGAAGGACCUUGAAGACAUAGCUCAUGAUGCUGAUGAUGUGUUGGAUGAAUAUGAAUAUGAAGUUCUCCGGCGUAAGGUAGAAGUGCAAGACCAGAUGAAGAAAAAGGUACUCAAUUUCUUUUCACUCCACUACAAUCCCAUUGCAUUCCGUCACAAAAUGGCACAUAAAAUCAAGAAAAUCAACUCAUCUUUAGUCAAUCUGAAGAAUGAGGCAGCUAGUAUUGAUCUAGUUGAAAGAACAUUCCAAGGUGGAAGCUCUCAUGAUGCAGGAGUUGACAGGGAAACCGUCUCCAGCUUUGCUCAAGAUGAAAAGUACGUCGUUGGAAGGGAGAAGGUUGUGUUAGAUAUAGUAACAACCUUGAUCGACUCAAGCAAUACUCCAAAGAAUUCUCUCUCGGUUAUGCCCAUUGUAGGAUUUGCUGGCUUGGGAAAAACAACUUUGGCUAAAUCUAUAUAUAAUCAUGAUGAGAUAGGCAGACAAUUCACUAUAAAAAUAUGGAUAUGCGUAUCUAUUCCUUUCGAAGUCAAGUCGAUUUUAAACAAGAUCUUGGUACAUUUUAAACCAGAAAAGGCUCAAGAGAAGGAAGCAGCACUCAAAAAUCUUCAAAAACAUCUGAAAGGAAAACGAUAUUUGCUUGUACUCGAUGAUGUUUGGAACGAAGAACCUGACAAAUGGAAUGAUUUGACGAGUUGUUUGUCAAGUGUUAAAGAUACCCAAGGAAGCAGCAUUCUUGUCACUACCCGUAGUGAGAAGGUUGCAAAAAUCGUGCAGACACUUCCUAUGUGUAAUUUGGGAAAACUAUCAGACGAUCAAUGUUGGCUCAUUUUAAAGAACAGAGCAUUUCUGGAUGACAGUGCUCCUUUGACUAAAGAUCAAGAGAGAAUUGGAAGGGACAUCGCCAGAAAGUGUGCAGGCCUACCAUUACUGGCAAAGGUUUUGGGAAAUAUGAUGCGUUUUGAAAACAUUGAUGGAUGGCGGGUUAUUCAAGAAAGUACCAUAUGGGAUUUAUCAGAUGGAGAUGAAAGAAUCAUGUCGAUUUUGAAGUUGAGUUUUGAUGAAUUAAAACCAACUUUGAAACAAUGCUUUGCAUAUUGCUCAAUGUUUGUCAAAGAUUUCAAUAUUGAAAAGGAUGACCUGGUACAACUUUGGAUGGCUCAGGGAUUGCUUCACCUUUCUUCUAGCCAAAGUAAUCUAGAGAUGGAGGAUGUAGGAAAUCAAUAUUUUAAUAUUCUAUUGGAGAAGUCCUUUUUUCAAGAUAUUUCAAUGGAUAACUAUAAUGUGAUUACCCAUUGCAAAAUGCACGAUCUUGUGCAUGAUCUUGCAGAACUUGUUUCAAAAUCAAAGAGCAAGGACUCCAAUGAUGUUCGACAUAUGGCCCAACCUUCAACCUCAGAACUACAGGGAAUUCCAAAAGGAAUUGUACUGCGCUCAAUGUUUUUCGAAGGUGAAGUUCUUGGUAACAUCUUAUCGAGAUUUAAAGGUUUGCGUGUCUUAAAAUUACAGGAGGCUGAUAUUGAUGAGUUGCCAAAUUCAAUUGGAAAGUUGAAACACUUGAGGUAUUUAGAUAUUUCAGAAACAAUGAUCAAAAGGCUCCCCCAAUCUGUUGGCAAGCUUUAUAACCUACAGACAUUAAGAAUGCGCAAUCUCGAUCUUGAAGAGUUUCCAAAGAAACUGCAAAGUUUAAUCAACUUGAGACAUAUUUAUUUUGAUAGGUAUUAUGGUAUGAGAUAUCCUGUUGGCAUGGGGCGGUUGAGUAAUCUCCGAUCAUUAUCUUAUUUUAUUGUGGGUAAGGAGAAAGGCCGUGGAAUAGAGGAGUUAGGUGGCUUAAAGCAUUUGAAAGGCAAAAUAUCUAUUUGUGAUCUGGAGCAUGUGAGAGAUAAAGAAGAAGCAAAGAAAGCAAAGUUAGCGGAGAAGACAAACAUACGCGAACUAGAGUUUGAAUGGGGGAAAUACAGGUCAAGCGCCAUAAACAACGACAGGGAUGUCCUAGAAGGCCUUAAACCGCACUCUGAAUUGAGAAUUUUGAAGAUUUGCAACUUUAGCAGUGAUCAAUUUCCAUCGUGGAUGAUGAGUGGAAAUUUGUUUUCUUCCUUGAAAAAAUUAAGUAUUGAUAAUGCAGAGAACCUAAUUGAAUGGACGGAAGCUGCAAUAUUUCCUCGCCUUGAGGAGCUGUUCCUGAGGAAUUGUAUUCAAUUGAAAAGUGCUCCUACUCAUUUUCCAUGUCUCCAAAAGUUAACAAUACAUUCCAUGGGUAGCGGCAUGCCGAUAGCUAAUAUAAGCACUCAGCUCACCACUCUUACUCAUCUCACAAUAACGACGACGAAGGAACUUGCUUCUCUGCCGGAAGGCAUGUUAAAGAACAACAAAAAUCUUUCAUAUUUGGAGAUACAGAGGUGCCCAGAUUUAACUUGUAUUGCUGCGGAUGUAUUUGGUUGUUGUGCAUCUCUCGAGUCAUUGAGUAUUUUAUGGUGUCCUAAUCUUAGGACUUUGCCUGAUGGGCUACACACUCUGCUCUCCCUUAAGAAGUUGAUUAUAAUGGAUUGUCAAAGUCUGGAGUGCAUCCCAGUUACACAGGGUGUCGCAUCUCUCUGCAAAUUUCCUAUUCUCAAGUGUCUUGAGUUAUGUAUUCUACCUGAGGGGCUAGAAUGCUACACCUCUCUUCAAAUGAUGCAAAUAUGGGGAUGCUCCAAAAUAACAUCCAUUCCAAUCACACAUGGCCUUCCAUCCCUCCGUAAAUUAGAGAUUUUCUGUUGUGAUGAAUUAUCAAGCCUACCGAGUGGGUUACAACAUUGUACCUCUCUUGAGCACCUGUCUAUCACCUAUUGCUCGAAUCUCGAAGCUAUUCCAAGUUUAGACAGCCUCACACAACUCCGUCAGUUGCAUAUCUGUAACUGUGAUGGAUUAAAAGAUGUACCCCCAAGUGCGUUUGCAGCAUCCCUCACCCGCUUAAAGGAAUUGUCAAUUGGUGGGUUUUGGAAGGAGCUCGAUUCAUUUCCUGCUUUUCAGGUUAUUCCACAACUUGAAAUAUUAAAAUUGUACGGUUGGCCGAAGCUCAAGUCUCUGCCUGAACAAGUUCAACACCUCACUUCUCUAAUUUCUUUGUCAAUACAAUCCUUCGACGGCAUGGAGGCUCUUCCAGAGUGGUUGAGAAAUCUUGCAUCUCUUGAGAACCUAAUUAUAUGGUCCUGCAAGAAUCUGAUGUAUCUACCUACACUUGAAGCUAUGAAAUGUCUCGCGAAAUUACAGUACAUAUGGAUUAAUAAUUGUCCUCUUCUGGAAAAGAGAUGCAAUAAAGACAGGGGCCCAGAAUGGCCAAAGAUUUUGCAUAUUCCAAAUGUCCGCUGGGCUAAGCCCGAACAUAACUAA